GUUUCUCCAGCAGGCAGCGAGCAAGAGAGGGAAACGGAAAAAUGGCCCUCGAUAAUUUAAUUUUCGCCCAGUGCAUCCUUUAUUUUUUAGCCUUCGUAUUCGGUUUCAUCGCCGUGGUGCCUCUGUCUGAAAACACAGAAGAUUUCGGGGGGAAAUGUCUGCUGUUCACUCGGGGCAUCUGGCAAAAUGAGAACAUCACCGUGUCGAAGCAGCGCUUCGUCGUUGAGGAGUGGGGACCCGAGUCCUCCUGCAGCUUCAUCACUUUUGUCGGGAUAGCGUCCCUCAUCCUGUCCGCAGUGCAGGCGUGGAGGCUGCUCUUCUUCCUGUGCAAAGGACACGACGACUCCAUCUUCAACGCUUUCCUCAACCUGCUGAUCAGCUCCUUGGUGGUGUUCAUAGUCUUCCUGUCCAGCACAAUCGUCAGUGUGGGGUUCAACAUGUGGUGCGACUCCGUCACUGAGGGUGGGAGCAUGCCAAGCAGCUGUGAGGACCUGCAGGACACUGAUCUAGAACUGGGACUGAACAACUCAGCUUUCUAUGACCAGUUCGCUAUAGCACAGUUUGGCCUGUGGGCGGCCUGGCUCACCUGGCUCGGGAUCGCAGUCAUGGCCUUCUUGAAGGUCUACCACAACUACAGACAAGAGGACCUGCUGGACAGCCUGAUCCAUGAGAAGGAGCUGCUGCUAGGUCGCUCCUCACGUCGCAACUCUGACCUCAAGACUGGCCUGAUUUAGAAACAAGCUGAAGCACAAACCCACACCCAAUCACUCACACUCAACCGUCCAGUCCUCUGCCUGCCGUGAGAAACACCAGUGUUUGCCUGUGUAGACAAUCAGAAUUGGCUUUUGCUUCCAUUGAUCAUGGAUUGAUCAAACAGAGGGUUUAGCUUUGUUCUCUAAAGGUAAUUGAUUUCCCCUUAUAAAAUAUAUAUCUUAAUGGAUGUUAAUCCUUGAAGAAACCUGCUUAAUUGAGAUUAUUUAUUCCUCUUCCAAGGCAUCGCUCAUCUCUGAAAGUGUUUUACCCAUUUAAUGGAAGUUUUUCUUGACACUUGAAUUUCAUUUGAAUUACGCAGUAUUAGUGGUUCAGACUGAAUGGUCGAUGGAUCAUGUUGUCUUUGUGAUACUCCUGCAUGGACCUAAUGCAUGGCAAAUUAAUAAGGUGGUGGUUCUUAGAUGUAAAAGGUUGUCCUUUUUGUUUUCUACACCGAUAAAUGCAUAGGCUCCUCUCUUGUAGGAUGCACUCUGCAUCUUGAUGAAGUCAUAAUUCCUUGCAUGCUGCAGCAAAGCAAACACACUCAAGCCUUUGCAGUGUAUUCACUUUUAUCAGCACUUACAAAAGGUAUUUUAUUAUAAAGACAAAUUGUAGUUGAGAGCAUUUAUGUAUGAGGCAGCAAGUCCAAAAAUGCUUUUAGCAAUCUUUGUGAGCUUGAAGACAAAUUCCUAUUUGUGCCAUAUUGCUACUCAGGCUUCUCCUGCACACUUUAUAGGCUACAAACCAAUAUACUGUGUUACUGUGAAUAGAUGCACAAAUGUACCUGCAUGCAUCUCUCUUCUGUUCCACACGCACAACACACACUCACUCACUAUCCAAGAUAACAGGAAGAAAGCAAGCCAUGUGCUUGACUUUGAUAGGCAACGACAGUUUUAUUCAAAACAACUGAAAUCAUAAAACGGUAAGAACUAAGAAAACCCUCCAUAAAGGCACUUCUUUCAAAGUGACCAUAAAUGUUUGGACAGCAGUGAGAUGCAGCUUCUAAGCUAAAUGUGCAUAUACACUGGGCAUUGUUUUAUUGCUAAUGACAAUUUAGUUUGACAGUACAGAGUCGACUGUGAUUCUUUCUUCGAUACAGGCGCUGUCAGCCUCAUAUUGCUUUGACAUUUAAAUGUGAAAACCAUUGAGUUCCCUGAAACCUGUUACAUAAAGAACAAUGUUUUACUGGAAA
Messenger RNA from Labrus bergylta (ballan wrasse), 1942 nucleotides. Its product is annotated as transmembrane protein 179. Lineage: Eukaryota; Metazoa; Chordata; Actinopteri; Labriformes; Labridae. The record is from RefSeq and is a predicted model, not a curated record.